CUCUCCCCUUAUAAAUACGAUAGUCAGUCUCUGUACGAUAUCUUAACCUCCCUCUCCCCCCCGCAGAGGCUGGUCGUGGCUUUGGUGGGCGUGUUGGCCUGCAUCGGCUCCGUCACCCCAACGGAACCGCCCCAGGGACCAUGGGAGUCUCUUACCCCCUCCGUCAGCACCCCCCCAAAGGCCAAGCCCCAGAGAGGCGAGGUGGCGCUGACCCCUGAGGAGGAGUUCCUGGUCAACAACAUCCCCUUCAAGCUCCCCUUCAAGAUGGACAAGAAGCAGACGGCGGUGGCGAUGAAGCUGAUGAAGGAAGCCGUGAAGCCCAUCAUCAAGAGCAAGACCCUCCAGGAGACCGUUUCCUACGUCGACGACCUCCUCCACUUCCUCGUCGACGACGUUGAGACCCAAAUGUACAUGACGCUCUUCCUCGACUUCAUGCAAGACGUCUACGAGGGCAAGGAGCGCGAGCAGGUCGACAAGAUUGUGAGGAGCUUCAUCUACGGCAGCAGCGACGAGGCCACAGCGCGUACAAUCGGCGAUGUGUGGAGCCGUUACAUGUCCGAGCCCAUGCACAACUACCUCUUCACCCCCAUGAGUAGCUACUUCAGAGAGGCCGUCAACAUCUUCAACGAGAGGAUUGACAUGUGGAUGGGCAACGCACGGAAGUCCUACGACGCCGAGCCCCACACCCAGUCCUCCUAUGUCAGCUGGGGCAACAAUUUCAACAGCAUCGCCCGCAGCCUCUCCCAGUGGACCAGACAAGCGCGCCAGGGCAUCAACAUGGCCGCCCACUAUCUCGAGAGCCAGGACAAGGACCACGCCCAGAGCCAUGUAUCAGCUCAGUAACUUCGACGUAGCGUAGGAAGCCUCCUGAUGGACGCUCCUGCACUAACCCACCACCACCACCACCCACGGAACGAUGCCCCCCACCCUCAGGAACACGCUAACUGUAUGCUGUGAGGGGACUGCUGCUGGCGGCCUCCCUUCCCUUCCCUUCCUUUCCCUUCCCGUUCAGUCGUUCACUCCGCCAGACACAUCCAAGAUACUUCAACAAAACGUUCAUUCACCCACCCCUACCAAUACAUACACCCUCCUCCCCCUCCUCCUCCUCCUGCUAUGUAUAUACAGUCGGAGAGCGCCGGUCGUCUUCGUUGUAUUAAUCUUCGGUAUGUCAACGAAGACGCAGAUGAGGUUGAGUGAGAGUUUUGUUGUUAUAUUAUUUUUUUUCCUUCCCAUAGCGUCAUCGUCUCCGUAUUAUAACGUCGAAGUAUUUAUUCAUUGUUAGCUUCAUGUUUGUGUGUGUGUGUGUGUGUGUGUGUGUGUGUGUGUGUGUGUGUGUGUGUGUGUGUGUGUGUGUGUUGCUGGCCCUAGUAGUGAUAAUGGAGUUUUGAUUGUUAUUGUUGUUGAGUUCCAGUAUUCUCAUUUCUCGCCGGCAAUGUGAACGUGUGUGGUGUGUGUGUGUGUGUGUGUGUGUGUGUGUGUGUGUGUGUGUGUGUGUUGUUUGUGUUGGUCUGUAUAAUAAACAUGGAUUUUUUUAUUUCAUCUAAA
Eriocheir sinensis (Chinese mitten crab) is the source of this 1545-nucleotide messenger RNA. RefSeq lists its product as uncharacterized. NCBI's taxonomy places the organism in Eukaryota, Metazoa, Arthropoda, Malacostraca, Decapoda, Varunidae. The transcript has 4 exons. The annotation marks the transcript as partial. The record is from RefSeq and is a predicted model, not a curated record.